CCGUCGCUUCUUCACUUCUUGUCUAUUUCAAGGUUUCCUGAGAGUCGGUGAAAAGCCAUCGCCGAGGAGAGGAGAGGAGAGGGACGAGCGAGGAAGAGGUGGAUGGAGUGGAGAGAGAGAGCGAGAAGAAGAAGAAGUAAAAGAAGAAGAGGAGACAUAAAAAAGGAGCAGCCAUGAUUCACUCAAAUCAUUCUGUCCAUGCAGUGUUCUGCUGCUGCUGUGCCAUCCAGACCAGGGAGAUCAGAACCCGCAUGGAUCUGGAGGGAAGCACAUCUCUUUGUUUCCAGAGUCGACGCCACCCAGGACAUGUCUACAGGGUGCACCCGUCGAGGAGGAAGCUCCCCCCUCCCCCGCCCGAGGACGAUGAGGAUGGUGAAGGUACGGGGCUGCUGCGGGUCGUCGCCAUGUACGACUUCGCCGCCAAGGAGGACACGGACCUCACGCUGAACCAGGGCGAGGAGUACAUCGUCCUGCACAAACAGGACCAGCUGUGGUGGAGAGUUCAGGACAAACACGGGAACAAAGGUUUCAUCCCCAGUAACUAUGUCACCGAGAGGAACCGGAUCGAAGCAAACAGAUGGUACUGCAAGAACAUCACCAGGACAGAGGCUGAGCAGCUGCUGAGACAGGAGGAUAAAGAGGGAGGCUUCAUGGUGAGGGAGUCCAGCCAGCAGGGGGUGUACACCGUCUCCGUCUACACCAAGACCUCCGGCAUUAACGGGAACAUCAAGCAUUACCAGAUCAAACACGUUGACGGUGGGCAGUACUUCCUGGCUGAAAAACACACCUUCAGCUCCAUACCUGAGGUCAUACACUACCAUGAACACAACGCCGCAGGUCUGGUGACCAGGUUGCGGUACCCAGUGGGGCCGAUGGGGAGGUGUGCUCCUGCCACGUCUGGGUUCAGCUCAGAGAAGUGGGAGAUCAACCCCAGUGAGCUGACCUUCAUGAAGGAGCUGGGCAGCGGCCAGUUUGGACUGGUGAGGCUGGGCAAGUGGAGAGCUCAGCACAAAGUGGCCAUCAAGGCCAUCAGGGAGGGAGCCAUGCACGAGGAGGACUUCAUCGAGGAGGCCAAGGUCAUGAUGAGGCUGUGCCACCCGAAGCUGGUGCAGCUGUACGGCGUGUGCAUGCUGCAGCGCCCCCUGCUGAUCGUGGUGGAGUUCAUGGAGAACGGCUGCCUGCUGAACUUCCUGCGGCAGAGGGGCGGGGCCCUGAAGGAGGCGUGGCUUCUGUCCAUGUGCCAGGACGCGUGCGAGGGCAUGGCCUACCUGGAGGCACACAGCUUCAUCCACAGAGACCUGGCAGCGAGGAACUGUCUGGUGAACGAGGACAACGUGGUGAAGGUCAGCGACUUCGGCAUGACCAGGUACGUUCUAGACAACCAGUACACGAGCUCCAGCGGGGCCAUGUUCCCCGUCAAGUGGUCUCCUCCUGAGGUUCUGCACUACAGCAAAUACAGCAGCAAGUCCGACGUCUGGUCGUACGGCGUCCUGAUGUGGGAGAUCUUCUCGGAGGGCCGCACGCCGUUCGAGAGCCGCAGUAACGUGGAGGUGGUGGAGGAGAUCACCAGAGGAGUGCGUCUGUACCGGCCGCACCGCGCCACGCACCCCGUCUACCGCAUCAUGUACAGCUGCUGGCACGAGAGGCCUGAGGGUCGGCCGUCCUUCGCUGAGCUGCUGGAGAACAUCAGAGGCCUGGCAGAGCAGCAGGAGUGACACACACACACACACACACACACACACACACAGUUCUCACACUGUAUUUUUCCGCUGUAUUUUAACUGCU
Messenger RNA from Myripristis murdjan (pinecone soldierfish), 1785 nucleotides. It is a transcript of the gene txk, whose product is annotated as TXK tyrosine kinase. The transcript is spliced from 16 exons. Gene Ontology annotation, biological process: protein phosphorylation. NCBI's taxonomy places the organism in Eukaryota, Metazoa, Chordata, Actinopteri, Holocentriformes, Holocentridae. Gene Ontology annotation, molecular function: protein tyrosine kinase activity; protein binding; ATP binding. The record is from RefSeq and is a predicted model, not a curated record. The coding region runs from base 174 to 1715 and encodes 513 amino acids.